AUGUUAAUAAGUUGUAGAUCCUUGUGGGUCGGUUGCACCGUUAUUGCAUUUAUAACUAAUAUCGUAUUCUCACAAGGCCAGAACGAAAAUGGAAAAGCACAAAGGGACGUUCUACCAAAUAACUGGAAAGAUGUCUUUGUAGCCGGAUCAGCCGGAAAGCCAACAUUAGGAACUACUGGUGCGACAUGCUGGGCGCGUGGUGGAAUUUGCGUGGAUAUUAGAGAAUGUCCGUGGCUCGUAUUUGAUGGAAAUGUGCCAGGAUGCAUGAAAGACUUCAAGGUCUGUUGCAAGUCGAGGCUACAGACCCCGAGUGUCGGUCACAGGCGCAAAAACAAGAUCAACAAAAUCCCAAUUUUCUCAAAUUUAGAAGAACUUGACCAAGAAGUGCUGUUCACAAUGGACCGAAAUAAUUUUAAAUACCUAGGCAUGGAAGCCUUAACGGAUAAUUAAAAUUGUCUAAAAAUA
This is a messenger RNA of Hyposmocoma kahamanoa, 465 nucleotides long. RefSeq lists its product as uncharacterized. The record is from RefSeq and is a predicted model, not a curated record. Bases 1 to 450 code for a protein of 149 amino acids. The transcript is spliced from 2 exons. NCBI's taxonomy places the organism in Eukaryota, Metazoa, Arthropoda, Insecta, Lepidoptera, Cosmopterigidae.